AUGGAGAGAUUUGUUGCAGCAUGCGUCUCUGCUCUAGCUCUGCCCACUCCGGCCAGGCUGUGGAGCAAGGGUAAUGGCCGCAUCAUUGGAGGAUCCUCUGCCAACAUAGCCAACUACCCGUGGCAACUGUCUUUCCAGUACGGCGGUUCGCACAUCUGUGGAGCAUCCAUCAUCAGUUCCAACUGGGCGCUGACGGCUGCUCACUGUGUGGACGGCAUUAGCCUCUCUCUGGUCAGUUUCCGGGCCGGCGCCUCAACCCGUGGAAGCGGCGGUUUCGUCAGAAGCGCCAGCUCUGGCUACAUGCACGCAUCGUACAACUCCCAGACUGUAGACUACGAUGUUGCUGUUGUCCAGGUGUGUGUCGCCUUUCCCACAAUGCUGCGCCUCGUCCUGUGGUUUACGUACAUGCUGGGCUCUGCUGUAGCCUUGCCAGCACCCGCCAGACUCUGGAGCAGGGGAAGUAGCAGGGUCAUUGGGGGAUCCGACGCCGACAUAGCCAACUACCCCUGGCAACUGGCGUUCGAGUUUAGCGGUUCGCUCCACUGCGGAGCGUCCAUCAUCAGUUCCAACUGGGUGCUGACGGCCGCUCACUGUGUGGAGGGCUAUAGUCUCCCUCUCAUGAGUUUCCGAGCUGGCUCGUCAACUCGAGAAAGUGGUGGCACCGUCCUUCAAGCCUCAUCUGGCUACAUGCACGGAUCUUUCAAUGCCAGAACACUGGAUUACGAUAUUGCUGUUGUACAGGUGUCUGGGUCUCUACUUGGCGACAAUACACAGGCGGUGGAGCUCGCAUCAGACGGAUAUGACCCCCCGGCUGGUCUGGCAGUGACGGUGACCGGCUGGGGACUCACUGUCACUGGAGGGGAGGCUCCCAGCAAUCUCCAGAAAGCGGACAUCAGCAUCUUGGACCGUUCCACUUGCCGGGACCUCUUUGCGAGUAUGAACACUGUGACCGAGCGGAUGGUGUGUGCUGGUGAGGCGGGCCACACUGUCUGCAGCGGCGACUCUGGCGGUCCUCUUGUCAGCGGCAACACCCAGGUGGGCAUCGUCUCCUGGGGAAACCCGGACGAAUGUGAAGCGACUCCCGGCGUCUACACCAGUGUUGGGAACUUACGUUCCUGGGUUCGAGCUCUAACUGGUGUAUAA
This is a messenger RNA of Schistocerca americana (American grasshopper), 1143 nucleotides long. RefSeq names its product trypsin delta-like. Gene Ontology annotation, biological process: proteolysis. Lineage: Eukaryota; Metazoa; Arthropoda; Insecta; Orthoptera; Acrididae. Bases 1 to 1143 code for a protein of 380 amino acids. Gene Ontology annotation, molecular function: serine-type endopeptidase activity. The record is from RefSeq and is a predicted model, not a curated record. The transcript has 4 exons.